Messenger RNA from Trichoplax adhaerens, 918 nucleotides. RefSeq lists its product as uncharacterized. The record is from RefSeq and is a predicted model, not a curated record. The transcript has a single exon. Gene Ontology annotation, cellular component: membrane. Gene Ontology annotation, biological process: G protein-coupled receptor signaling pathway. Gene Ontology annotation, molecular function: G protein-coupled receptor activity. The annotation marks the transcript as partial. NCBI's taxonomy places the organism in Eukaryota, Metazoa, Placozoa, Uniplacotomia, Trichoplacea, Trichoplacidae.
AUUGGAUUUUCUGUGGCGUCCGUACUAAUUACUGUGAUAGCAGUGAUUGGAAAUGCCUUGCUAAUUAUGUCAAUUUUAAUCAACGAAAAUGGCAAAAUGAAAACUACGACCAACUAUUUAUUAAUCAAUCUGGCUGUAUCUGACAUGCUAACAGCCAUUAUAGUCGUACCUUAUCGAUUAUUUCAUUAUAUUUUUAGCUACUGGAUAUUGGGUGGAUUCCUAUGCACGACUGCAUUGCCACUGGAAAAAAUCUGUUACUCAGCAACUACUUUAACUAUGAUGUCGAUGGCAAUAAUUCGUUAUCGUGCUGUACUCUAUCCUUUGUCGACCGGAGUUACAUUUAUUCGUGUUAUGUUGUGUAUUAUAACCAUAUGGGCAGUAUCCAUAGCAGUAGCUAUACCAUUAAUUAUUCGCAUGCCUUAUCAUUUAAUAGCUCGAACAAUCAUUAUAAGCUAUCAAUGUGAACCUGUGUUUAAAAGCUUACAGGACAGUUUAAACUUUGCCAAAACUUAUUAUCUCACCCUCAACUGCGUUAUUUUUAUCUUACCCUUAAUAUUAAUCGCCACAUUUUAUUUCAAGAUACUGCGCCGCUUAAAGCAACGUAUUAAUCGAAAAGAUUUGCGUGUUCAUUACAGUGCUUCACUAUAUAAAACAUGUCGAGGAAUUAAUUUGAUGUUAAUUACUAUGGUUGCCGCUUUUACAAUCUGUUGGGCACCUUAUAAUGUCUUAAUAUCGCUUAAUCCUUUUGCUUAUAACUCAAUUGUUAAAAUGAAGCCGUCAGAUUUACGUAGUUACCAAUUAUUUGCAAGGAUCUGCAUUUGGCUGGCGCUCCUCAGCAGCUGCUUAAAUCCUAUCAUAUGUGUGAUCUAUAACGAAAAAUUUAGGAAAUCUUUUAAAAAUAUCCUUUAUUCGUGCUUU